GCAAGAAGAAAGGGGAAAAACUGUCACAUAAGCAUAUAAUGACUACGUAUUCCGUGCAGUUCGAUCGAAAGUGCAUAGCUUGCGUCAAUAGGGCAAAAGUGCAGAAACGAAACAACACCUCUUGCGAAAUGGUUGCAGCUUGUGAAUUGUGAUGAAGAACUUUCGAAUUUUAGAGCAACCUUUUUUUACAAAUAAUUAACGACAUCCGGUUAUUCACAACCACUUCCUGAAGCUAACUGAUCCAUGUUUUCGCGGCUGUUGCUUCUGGUGAAGAACAUUCUCGCCUUGGUAGUCAAUCUACAGCAGGCGCUGCUGUCGUUUGUCCGUGAUUGGCUGCACUUCCGGCGACUGGCCAAUCGCUUUCCUGGGCCCCCCUCUCUCCCGAUCGUCGGCAACUUGUUCGACUGCGGCCUCUUCUCGGGCCUAACCUUCGCCAGGUUGUUUGGCGGCGGAUUUGUCUGGGACCAAAUUGAAUGGGACAGACAUCUCAAAAUUAUACAGCCAUCCUUUCAUCAGUCUCUCCUCAAAAAGUAUGUGACAGUGUUUGACCGAAAGAGCAAUAUUUUUAUUGAAAAUCUUACUGAACAUGCAAAUGACUGUGCUUUUGAUGUAAAGCUCCUAACAGAAGCUCUUGAGUUUGAUAUAAUACAUGAAACUCUCUUCGGUAUCCCUUCAAACCAUCAAACCCAUCCAGAUAAAGAGCUUUCCGAGCAUAUGUUAACAGUACAGAAAGGACUCUCCCAUCGUGUAAGAUGUCCGUGGCACUACAUUGACACAAUUUAUAAUAUAUCUCCUGCAGGACGCACAACGUUAAAAAAUCUAAAUUUUGGACGCAGUUUGCAAGAUAGGUAUGAAGAGAAAUUUAUUAAAAACAUAACCACUACAAAACACACGUUUUUGAAUCACAUGAGCGUACUUGCAGGAGAGAGAAGAAAAACUUCAAGAAAUGGUUGCUUGAGGAAACUCAAUAAAAGUGGU
Messenger RNA from Gryllus bimaculatus (two-spotted cricket), 978 nucleotides. The record is from the annotation of a GenBank genome assembly. Lineage: Eukaryota; Metazoa; Arthropoda; Insecta; Orthoptera; Gryllidae.